Messenger RNA from Aphis gossypii (cotton aphid), 13961 nucleotides. RefSeq names its product E3 ubiquitin-protein ligase MYCBP2 (gene hiw). Bases 221 to 13792 code for a protein of 4523 amino acids. The transcript has 68 exons. The record is from RefSeq and is a predicted model, not a curated record. NCBI's taxonomy places the organism in Eukaryota, Metazoa, Arthropoda, Insecta, Hemiptera, Aphididae. Gene Ontology annotation, cellular component: nucleus.
CUCCACUAUCAUAUUCUCCCACUACUCACUAUACCAUUGUUUAUCAACACAAGUUUGAAAUUCGAUAACAGGGAACCCGGUAAAAAUAAAUCAAUACGAUAUUACGAUGACAGAAUUCGGGGUAACUGUCUUAAAUCAUUCCCGUUCGUCGACGACCAAUUUGUUAUUUUGACUUGCUGCUGGACGUGCACGGAAUAUGACUUGAUUUACACACAUCACUAUGCUGCCCGAGGUGGAUGGUAUUGAGCAAUUGUACAGGCGAUUUUUCCAAGAAGCCCAAGAAUUACCCAAGAAACAAAAUGUCAAAAAAAAUUGUCAGAAAGCUCAAAAAGGAUCAAAACUUUACAAGGAUGGCAGUUGGACCAUGUAUGUAUCAGGGAAUGCUUCAGCCUUUGCAGUACAAUCAGCUGCUCGAUAUGCUGUGUUUGAUAAACAUGCUAAAAAAGCUAAUGAAGAAUACUGGAACUCUUCAUCAGCUCCAAUAUGUCUCAAAACUCUCAACCGAGUGUUACAAUCUUCGAACAAUGUUCAGGCUAUUUCAUGUCCAGAAAUUUUCAUUCCUAAGGUAGUUGGCAUUGGUUUACGUAGUGUAUUUGAACUGAUUAAAGAGAGUAGAGUACCCUCACCAGAAAUAUGUACUAAAGCUUUAAUGGCUUUGUUAGAUAUCAUUCAGUAUCAAUCACCAGAAGCGUUGAAAGAUGAACCAUCUGAAGUUAUAGAUCCAUUAUAUGAACUUUUAUUGGACAUGGCAACUGGAAACUAUGAGAAUGGCACUUAUGAUUUUAAAGCAGUUUCAUGUUCUUGUCUUAUAAGUUUAGUAAUAGUUAGAGGAGAUACUGGUAAAAUACUGAACACUUUAACAACAUUAAUCAUGUGCCCAAAUAAUGCAUCCCCUAAAAAAAUAAUUUUACCAAAAGUUGUAACUAGUCUGCAAAAAUGUGUCCGUGUUCUUACAUAUGGGGAUUAUGAAACUCGUGAUUGGAUGUCCAGUGGAGUUCCAAAAUCAUCUGAAAUUAUAACAUUAAAUUUAAAUUACUUACAGAACGUCAAAGGAAUGGCAUGUGAUGGAGAUUAUUUGUAUACAUAUUCAGAAUAUGGGUUUCAUAAAAUUGGUACUGGUUUUGGUGGUACAGUUAGUGGACAUCCAUAUGUCAAUGUAGCUCGAACAUCAAAUCAUUCUUUACAUUCUAGUGAUGUUUGUCUUGGAUUUUAUCAAAAAAUGUUAUACCUAAGGGUUAAUUAUUCAAACCAGGCUUGCAAUCAAGAAAUUGAGUUUUUAGAUAGAGAUACAUUUAAAAAGUUAGGACGAGUUCAAAUAGAUACUUCAGUGACGUUGAAUACAUCUUGUAAACCUGUAUUUAGUGAUAAAGAUAGAUUAUGUUUCCUUGAUCAAUCUGCAAAUAAUUACGUGAUUAAGAGUAUUGAUCCUAGUACUGGAAAACUUGUUAAUGAAGUUCCUCUUGUAUUAAGUCGUCGUAAUGUACGGAUUUAUGGUGUUUCUGAAUUAUGGGAUUCCAUUACAGCUGAAAGUGCUAUUAACAGUGCUACUGAUGAAGAAGUAUCUUCUGUUGCCACUUUAAAAGAUUGUUUUAUUAUAUCAGUUAAAUCUGGAAAAGCAUUUCAAUGGUUAAAAUCUAAUGGACAAAGUAGUAUAAACUGUUAUCGUUCUGUAUGGUCAGAGUUAAGUAUACCUAAUCCAUGUAAAAUCAUAAAAGUGGCAGCUGGUCAUGAUGGAUUACACUGUGUGUUGCUUUGCGAUACGGGAUCAGCUUAUUUCUUAGGUGUAUCACGACGUGGUGAAGAUUGUGAUAAUGGAAGGUACAGAAAGCAACCAAGAGUAUUGAAGCCAAAAAGAAUAACUAAAUUGGACGGACAAUUUAUCGUGGAUGUAGCUUGUAAUAAUGGUACAACUGCAUUAGUGACUAAAGAUGGUCUUUUGUAUAUGUUUGGCAAAGAUGAUACUUAUUGUGAUAUACAUACUGGUCUUGUAAAAGAUUUGAAGAAUGCUAAAAUUGUUCAGAUAGCUUUAGGAAAAGCACAUGCAAUUGCGUUGAGUGCUAAAGGACACGUUUAUAGCUUUGGAAUUAACAACAAAGGCCAAUGUGGACGUGAUAUAUGUGCUCCUCAAAUCAAUAAAAACAAUUAUCCUGAAAUAACCAAUAAUGAAUCAUUAAACCAAAUUAGUUCUGUUGGUGAACAAAGUAUAUUGGAUGAUGACUGUGAUGAUAAUAAACCUUGUGAGGAUAUUUGUAAACCAGGAAAACAUAACUGGAAACAUGCAGUUUGCAUGGUUUGUACUGUAUGUGGUGAAUGUACAGGGUAUAGCUAUAGUUGUCUUAGCAGUAUGCGAUCCAAUCGUAAAUCUGGCCAGGAAUGCGGUUGUGGUGAAGGAGAUGCUGGAUGCACUAUUUGUGGAUGUUGUCGUAUAUGUGCCCGAGAAGUUGAAGAUAACUCAGAAUUAGCUUUACUUGGACCAAAUGGUGCUGGAGAUGCAGCAAGGAUGAGACUUGAUGUUCUUCUUGGUAUUGAAGCAAAAAUAGCACCAGGAUUAAAAUCUGGAAAGCGAUUGUAUAGACAUGAACCACGAAAAAAAUUUAAUAUAGACGAUCCUAAUUUGGAUGAUGAAAUUAGUAGUAUAAUACAAAGUGCCGCUAAUAAUACUAACAUACAUUUUCAAAAACAAAACAGUGUAAUAACUCGAAAUUUUGUUGAUGAUGUAGUGAAUAAUCCAGGAAGUGAUAUAGAAAGGGAUACUGCUAGAAUGACUAUUUUACCACCUGCGCGAGUAUUUUUACCAAUUGACUGUCCAGUUAUUCAAAUUAGUUGUGGUUUACAUCAUACAGUAUUACUUCUAAGUAAUGGGAAAGUAAUAACAUUUGGUAGUAACUCAAAUGGCCAACUUGGAUGUAGUCUAUCACUUAGUAGAAAAGGCCCAACUGUUUUAAAAAUACCACGCUUAAAACAUCCCAUUAUCAGUGUGUCAGCUGGUAGCAAUCAUACUGCAUUGGUAUCGAAAGAUGGAAAACUUUAUACAUUUGGCAGUUAUUUGAAAAGUCAACUUGGUCGCGAUAGUGGAUGCAAUCAUGUACCAUUGAGUGUAGAAGACAUAAAUCCUUCUCAUACCAGAAGAGCAAAAGUAGUUAUGUGUUGUGGUAAUCAAACAAUUGUAAAAGUUGACGAGGCGUUAAUAAAUAGUAAAAUUUUAUCUAUUGCUGCCAAUAAUGAUAUUAUAUUGGUGAUGACAUCAAAUAAAUGCUUAGCAAUUAACAAACAAGAUGGCACUUGCAAUAGUUAUUCAGGGAAUAAUCAGAUACAAUUUGAUGAAAAACAUACUGGAAUGUGGUGUUUUGAUUUGUUAUACAAUAAUUUAUGGCAUAUUAGUGAUAUAAAUGAAAAAGUUGUGGUUACAUGUCAUAAUGUUAAUAGUGCUUGUAGAAGACAUAAUUAUACCAUUUCCUUGUUGAAUUAUGAAUUAGCAUUGCCACCUACUGCUGGGAUUUCAGUAUCUCGAAUUCAAGUUUUAGUUAAUUUAUUAACUUGUAUGGAUAUUUUGGCUCAAAAUUUAUCAUUGUUGCCUAUUGGUAUAGCAUCAUCUCAAAGUAAUAUGCCAGUUUCAUCAAAUACAGUAGAGCCAAAAAAGGAAUUUUUACAUAUCAAUCGAUUUGCAAGUUUGGGCGGUGGUUGGGGGUAUUCUGGACACUCAGUCGAGGCUAUUCGGUUCUCAGUUGAUUGUAAUAUUGCAUUAGUUGGUUUUGGUUUAUUUGGAGGAAGAGGAGAGUAUACAGUUAAACUUAAGAUUUAUGACAUUGGUGUAGAAGGAGGUGAGCGAGAAAUUGAUGGUGAACUGUUAGCAGAAACUGAUGAACUUACUUAUGAAUGUGCUCCUAGGCAAAAAAAUCCAGUCUUACUUGAUGAACCUAUUGCACUUUUUGCUAAUCGAUGGUAUGUAGUAUGUGCUAGAAUAACUGGUCCAUCAAGUGAUUGUGGUUCUAGUGGAAUGUGUAGUGUUACAAGCGACGAACAAAUUACAUUUACAUUCAAAUCAUCUCGAAGAUCAAAUAAUGGUACCGAUAUAAAUGCUGGACAGAUACCUGAAAUAUUGUACAGAACUGUUAUUCCUGAUUCAUUGUCAAUAUCAACUAUACAUACAUCGAAUAGUGAUAUUCAUAUAUUAAGUGAUGCUUUUUCACACACAGUUAAUAAGGAAUGUUUUAAUGCUUUGAUAACACUACUCCGAUGGUCGUGGAUAACAAUCAAUAAAAAUAUAUCAGAUAUGUGUCUUCCAUAUUCGCAAAAAAACUUUUUCAUGGAUCUAUCGAAAAAAGAUACUUCGUCAAUUUGUGAACUUAAACGACUGAUGUUUAUAAGUCAAUCCUGUUUCCACUUACUUCGUUCUUAUAUUCACGAGAUAUAUCCAGAUCAAGUUGACAAAAUGAAACUAAAUGAAACUGAAGCUCUUGCUAGUUGUGUUGUCGAAGUUCGACAACUUUUACAAAAAAUAUUAUCAGACAUUCGUCCACACGAAGUCCUAAAAAAUGUUGAUCGGAUAUUUAUUGACAAUAAAGGUAGUGAAGUAGUGAAAAUUAUGAAGUGUAUUAAAUGGUUAAAUCAAAUAUUGAAUGAAUGUCAUUUGACAUUUGUAUCAUGUUACCAUGCGUUUUACCCUACACCUCAUUUGAAACUAUAUUCUCUAUGGGAAUUAUUGAUAGACAAAAAAAAUACUGAUCAUAAGAAUAAGCUACUUACUGCGGUUGUUGCUGCAUUGUGUAACACUACAUAUAGACUUCGUGAACUUAUGCCAAUAUUGAAAGCUACAAAACAUAAUGAAAAAUCAGGAUCAUCAGAUCAAGAUCACCAGUAUUAUUAUCCAUUAUUGGUCAAUGCUACCACAUCAGCAGCUCAUAAUAAUUUAAAAAGUGAACCAAAUUGGGAAAUAUUACUCACACAUCUUUUAGACAUAAUAGGGUUACCAGUGCGAAAUGCAAUAUUGAAUAACAAAAAACCAGACAAUGAUUUGAAAUCACUUUCUACUAAUUGCUCGCACCUUGUUGCAAGAGUUGUAGCUGAACUGUCAUCACAAGCUACUUUAUCUGAAGAUGGAACAGAAAUAGUUAAUGAAAGAGAAAUUUUGCUAACUACUCCUUCUAGAUUUGCUAAAAUCAAUCAAACCAAAACAUGGAAUGCUGGUAAUGGUUCUCCUGAUGCAAUUUGUUUCUGGGUAGAUCGUCCUGGUAUUACUAUUGCUGGUUGUGGUGUGUUUGCUGGUGUCGGAAUUUAUGAAUAUGAACUUGAAAUUUUGGCAGAGAAACAGCAGUUGGAAUUUGAUGAACCUCAUGGUAAUCGAUGGAAAAGUUUAGUAGUGACUAGAGGGUCUUUUGGACCAGAUGAUAGUGCUAUGAAUUACGUCGCGGAUCUAAAAUUUGAUCACCCCAUACGAAUUAAGGAAAGAGUUAAGUAUGCGAUCCGCCUAAGAAACUAUGGUGGUCGAACAAAUAACGGUGACAUGGGGUUAAGUUGUGUAAAAGGACACGACAAUACACUUUUUUCAUUUAAUACAUGCUCAUUAAGCUUGAACGGAACCACUCAAUCUCGUGGUCAAAUACCGUAUAUACUGUAUUAUAGUAAUAGCCAUGAUAAGAACUGUGAUUUUGAACGUAAAGUAUGUAAUAAAAUCAAAGCUCGGGAGAGUACAUUAUCAUUGUUGAAAACAGUCGUGGAAAAGUCAUUAGAGUUAAUAAAUAUGUGUGCUGAAAAAUUAAGAAAAGAUCCACUUGUGCAUAAAUAUUUAGGAGAAUCGGCUACUGUAAAUGUAUUGCUUCCAUUAGUAUUGGCGCAUAUUGGCCCGUUGACAUCUUUUUCCAAAGACGCGAAGAGUGCUAUUCAUGUGCUGGAGCUCAUAAACAAGUUGCUACCGGCAGUGACGUCCAUUAAUUUGUACUCCGCUAACAAAUUAGACGUAACGCAUAAAGACCUUAGUGAUAAAUUGGAUGGGUCAAAACAGUUCGGAAAGUUCAAAUCCUCCAAAACUGAAAUUAGAGAUUCCAAAUGCACAACGACGUCCCAUCAUUAUGCGUGGGUCGAAAGCGAUCAUCCAUAUACAGCUGCGACCGUGUCAAAUUACAUAGUUAAAUUUCCAAAAGAAGUCAAAUGGUUGUGUCUUGAGUUUGACCCUCGAAGUUGUACUGCACAGUCUGAAGAUUCAUUGCAACUUUACAUACCAAAUUAUCGAGAUUAUAGUGACGAUGAUAACAAACACGUAGUUACUACUCCUUACAUACCGGUUUUGAAAAAAUUUAGUAAUGAGCCAAUCGAGUGGCCGUUUGCUGCUAUUAUGUUACCCGGUAACGAAGUGUUGUUUUCACUGGAAACUGCAUCAGAUUAUCUUAAGAAUGAUAGGAUUUCUCGAUAUGGAUUUCGCUGUCUAGUAAUUGGGUACGAAGUAGGAGAGCAAAGGAAAUAUCAAUAUCUUGGCUAUGGUCUUGUUAAUUUGGAAACCGAACUUUCAUUCCUUGGAGGGAUGUGCGUCUCAACACUCUUAAAAUGCGAUAUUAUAUUACCCAAUGACGAUUCUACGCAUAGCUUAGAACAAGGUUCAGUAGCAGCUGCUGAUGAGGUGUAUGCUAAGCAUUCGGGGUUAUUGAAAAAAGGAUUUGCGUUGGCGCCAUUCCUUAAUAUUCAGCAGGUCAUGGAUGGUGUUUUGCCAUUGAGCGUCGACGGGAACGAAAAUCGUUUUCUCAGGGAGUUCGUGGCUUGUGCGCCGCACUCGGCCGGUUGUCGGUUGGCCAGAUGGCUUCAACCAGAGUCAGUCAUUGAACCGGAUUCCUGUGAGCUUUCGCUGUCCACUGCUGAGGUGCGGUGUGGAUGGCCUGCCAAAUUUACGGUUCGAACGCGUGACCAGUACGGUAACUUGGUUCAAUCGAUCGGCCUAAAGGUGGAAUUAUUCACUCAAUCGAACUGCAAAUCCAAAGCCAACCCAUAUAUAGACAUUUGUUCCGGUACGGUGGAUGACAAGUAUUUCGGUGGACACCCUGUGCCAAAAACGUAUGUCCCGUACGAGGCGGUCAUCAAGGACAAGUUCAGAUAUCAAACAAUUACAUUUAUGAAACAUUACGAGAAUUAUUCGUUUGAAGAACUCCGGCUGGCGUCACCGUCGGCCAAAGGCGACUCAGAAAAGUUGCCGAUGGAGUCGCAAGGAAAUGGAACCUACACCGUGUGCUGGACGCCAAUGGCCAUCGGUUAUUACGACAUAAGGGUGGAAGUGGACGGCUAUCCACUGACAAAACAAACGAAACAGAUCGACGUGAAAGAAGCGCCUUUCAAUGGUGCCAAACCUCCGGACAACGGACUGACGCACUCGUCUCCGGCCACGAAAUUGCUGCAGCACGUGGGCAAAUAUAGCGCAGGACUUCGGAUCCGAACGCAUCCAUCCCUGCAGUCCGAACAAAUCGGAGUAGUUCCUGUUAAAGGGAUCAUCGGGUACACCGACGAGAUGAGCAACGACGACGGUGAUUGGGUACUAUUAAACUCGGAAUCGGUGGAACGGCAUUGUCAGCGGAGCGCGCCGCACGUCGAAGCGUGGUGCAUGAGGGCCAACAAAUAUUUGAACAACGAACAGUUCUUGGUGCCCGUAAAUGGGAAAACCGGCGGACCGAAAGCGCCAGCCGUCGCCGCCGCCGUCGCAGACGACGACAAACGUGCGGCCGUCGCGAUACCGGACACACCGAAGCAGCCGAACAGGGAAACAGCCAAGUCUUCGCAGCUACUUUCACAACCACCGACGACACCACCGCCGCCACCGCCACUACUACCGCCGCAGCCAAAGUCGUCUCCCGAACACUCGGCAGGACAACCAGUCGACUACAAAGUCGUGGUGUGCGGCGCUUCGGGACACAACAUCCGGAAUCAGCCGACGUUCAAGGCCACACCUGUCGGUAUGCUCGUCCAGGGCAACAUCGUUCAGGCCGUGGACAGGGUGACCAACGGCGAGGGGGUGUGGAUCAGGCUUUCCGACCAGUGCGCCGCGGCUCACUGCGGCGUAUCGUGCGCAACAGCCUGGUCACUGGCAGCUGACACGUCACACGUCAUCUAUUUGAAACCGGAAAAGGAUCAGAAAAUAGAACGACAAGACCAGCGGUCUUUCGUGCAGCGAAUAGACAACGAGAUUAGAGACCUGAAAGUGACCAACAGAAGUAACAACGCCAACACACAGCCUCAACGUUUCAAUUCGAGUUUGUACGUGAUCGAGCAGUUGGACACGACGGAUGACAACGAUAUCAAAAUCGAAAAAUUGGAAAAACAGUACUCGCCGAAACGGAAGAAGGACGUGAAAGCAAUAGAAGGAUUGAACGCCAACCCUUUGCCGGUGCCGUAUCACCGACCCGUCGCGGUCGGCCAAGACAGCAGGUUGAGUAACGGAAACAUGGUGAUGAUACCGCCUAGUAGUCCGCGCAAAACGGCCGGAAACAAGUACGCAGCUGCGGCUAAACAACAACCUUAUAAAAACGCGAGCAAACCGGAAGUCAUGAGUUCCAGAAGAACGGCGUACAACCAUUCACUAUCGGCGUCCAGCGAUACCACAGCACCUCCGACCACCAGUUCGUCUUCGAUCGACACCCAUAUGACCUCAAGCUUGUCCACUUCCGUCGAGAGCUCGACAGACCAACCGGAAAUGCCGACAAAAGUAGAAAUGUGCCCUGGUGUAGCACAAGCAGCCACACAAACGACACCGGAAAACGAGAGAGUCAGUUUUGUACCUCAUAGUAAACGAAAACCCAAAUGCGUACUCAAAGCUCGUUCAGAUUCUAAGAAUGAGUUUAAAAUUGAAUCAGUUUCUUCAUCGGAAUCAAAAGAUAGUCAACAAGAAGUAAUAAUACAAGAGCCUAAACAAACCGUGAAAAUGGCGUUAAGUCCGUCGAUGGCAGAGAGCCUGCGAGCCGUGUUCGCCGCGUUCCUGUGGCACGAAGGCAUCGUUCACGACGCCAUGACUUGCGCAUCAUUUCUGAAGUUUUACCCGAGUCUUCCAAAGAACGGUGCGGUGGUGACGAAGCGGAUGACUGAAAGGAAUAAGGACCGUGGUCUCCAGAGGCAUUCGGUGGAGGUUACGACCGGCGCAGGUGGUUACCGGCACAUCCGACCGAACGAAGUGAACCGACCAAAACCCGUAAUGACGUUGCCGGCCGAAGGAGCAAUCACCGAAGAGAGCAUGACCAGUUCCGGUAACUCAGAACUAGCAGACAGCAAUCACGCGCAAAUGGAAUCUGCCGGUGGUACAGCCGAUGACGGCAGGACGACCAUAAACUUUCUACCGCCCGCCCUCAACUGUAUGGUUCGGUUGUGGGACGAGAUCUCCGCCGACAUGCUACAGAUAAUAACUUCGGUUGGCGUGGUACGUUCGUCUUCUCCCGGACAGAUGACAAACUUCGGCGGCAGACACGGCGACAACGACAAUAGCAGAUCGCGCGCGGGCAUGAACACGCCCGUUCACAACGAGCACAUUGUCCGACUGAUGUACAACUACCAGUGCAGAGAGCCCAUGUCCUGCGAGCUGUGCGGCGACAUGUUAACCGUGCCCGUGUCCUAUCACAUGCUCAAAACCCAUCCGGGAUGCGGUCAGAGCAGCAACGGACGCGGUUACACCAGCAACGGUACCUACAAGUCCGGCUGGUCGGGCGAUUGUGGCGAGGGCGGUAUCGCUUGGUAUCUACUGUGCGAAUCCUGCCGUCACGGUUACAUGAAAAACGCCAAGCCGCAACAGGCUCCGGUCGUCAGCUUUAAGUGCGCCGAUCCGCCAGACAUACGGCGUGCGAACAACAUGGCCGCUAAGAUGGCCGAACAGAUCGCUCAAAACCGAUAUCCCUACGAAGACAGCGACGAUAGCGACGAUAGCUCGUUGGCGGCGAAAGUUGCUAGUAGCGUUCAGUUCUGCAGUUCCGCCGAGCAAUCUAAACAGCUCGCCGGCACUGUGAAUCACUACAACGACGAGCUAAUUGACAGUCUACACUUUACGUUCAAAGAGAACGCCAUGUUUCUAUUGGACUUGGCCAGCACCAGCGGUGGAAGAUCAACCAGCGACGAGCAGUCCUCAUCAUUGGGCCCUUGGGCCGUAGGCGAGUUUAAAUGCCUGGGUAACCUCGAGGCUCCUGUAGCGGGUAAACAACUACUGCAGUCAGAAACUUGCAACGACGCACUUUUGCAGCAUCUUCAUAACUGCGAUUCGUCGGGGGUCUUGUCUCCAGGCAAAGAUAUGGUAGACGGAAUCGUGAUGCGGAGCUUUCACCGGUCCGUGUCGAUGGACAUCGAGAAGUCACCGCUGAGACGGCCAGACAUGAUCAACCGUCGCAAACGGAUAAAUAGUACCAUCGACCCUGACAACGGAUUAUCACAGGUGUGUAUGCCCUCGGCGGCUUUACAGGCGCUCGUUCCUUGCGUCGACAACGCUACGAUGGUAGGUUGUUCAGCAGACGGUGUAAUAUCGAACAACGAAAAUGUAUCCGAGAUAAACGUUUUGAACAGACCAUCAAUGGCGUUUAUUGUCGAAGCUCACAAUUUAGAUGAUCUCAAAUGGGCGAUGAAACAUGCGGUGAGGAAAGCUGCGUGUCGCAGUUACGCUCUACAAGCGCUCAAUUGGUUGCUUCACGAAGUGUCUCAACCGUCAUGUUUACACGAUCUCUUAUGGUGGUUUGUGAUCGCGCUAUCUGCCGAAAUCCGUAAUAUUGAGGGGACCGACUACACUGAUCCACGUUGUCGACAUCCUCUAAGCGAUUUAUACUUAGCUGGAGACUCUAUCAACCCACUACCGCAGGUUUUCUAUAAGUUUUUGCAGACUGUCUCUGACCUGAUGCUAUACUUGCCACCAGGAUCGGCAUUGCAGAUGAUGGCUGUCCGCUGUUGGGAUAUAAAUUUUACGGCAUCCGAUCACAUGUUUUUACACAGGAGUAAAGUAUUCAGUAAUAUCAGCAAAAUACUAUCGCACAGCGAAGAUUAUCAAGACGUUUGCGAAGACACACAACCAGGCGUUGCCUCGAAUGAUAACUACGUUGUGUCAGCGUUCAAAGACAUAACGGAAAAUACAGAAAUCACAACGACCAGUCGACCGGCAAUGGUUCCGAAUUUAAUAGAUCGAACGACAGAAACGUUUUGGGAAUCCAGCGAAGACGACAAAAAUAAAUUCAAAACAAUCACGAUACAAUGCAAUAAUGCUUUGGAAGAACCAAAAGCACUUUACAUUCAUUUCGAUAAUUGUCGUGAUUUAAAUAACAAAAUAUCGACGGUAGUGUUUUCAUCUGGUCAAACAGUUGAACAAUUGAAUAAAAUACAAACAUUCGAUGUCGACACUCGUUUCAGUGGUUGGCUCGGAGUUUUCAUACCUGAUCAAUCGCACAAAGUUCUGUGCAUCGAAGUUCGAGGAGGAGACACGUCAGUGCGUGUUAGACAAAUCAAAGUUCUCGGAACUGUGUCAGGAAGUUCUCUACCGCAUGGUCGUCAAUACAAUUACUCUACCAUACAACAUCGGCAAUGUGAAAAUGAAACACUAAAAGUGUUUCGAUCGAUCACAUUCCAGGUUUUCGGGAAAUUAAUUCAAGGAAAAGAGACAUCUAUGGAUUCCAGUGUUGAAGAAAGCAAAGAUCUAAAAGAGCACAUGGUCGGCAUUUUGUUCAGUCAAAGCAAAUUGACCCAUUUGCAAAAACAAGUUUGCACUCACAUAGUAGACGCCAUCCAAAAGGAGGCAAUCAUAAUGCGCGAAGAAUGGGAAAAGACAGUUUGCAAAAAUGAUACAACGUCCAAUAAUGGUAUGGUCACUCCGACCGACUCAUAUUGUUUUGAAAUGCUCUCGAUGGUGUCCGCUCUUAGCGGGAGCAAUGUCGGUCGAUCUUAUCUAGCAAAUCAAUAUGAUCUACUGUCGAACUUAUUGAGUUUAUUGCACACGGGCAGCGCCAGAGUACAAAGACAAGUAACUCUGUUACUCAAACGAGUACUGCCAGAAGUGUCCCCUAGUGCAUUGGCUUCGUUGACCGGAUCUAGAAUCCCUUCUACCGGCUUCUCUAUCACUAGCCCGUCCUCUAAAAGCUACCAGGUAGGACUGCUAGACAGUUUCCUCAGUGUCAUCGCGAAAGCGUUGAUAUUGCAAGUAAAAGUGAAGGGCACAAACGGUAGCAAAGUCGUAAAUUCGUUGAAGCUCUGUGACGUUGAUUUAGACGAAAACGAAUCGUUGUGGUAUCUCAAAGGGGUUUCUCACAGAAAACUGGCUGAUGACAUCAUUCAGAUCCUAUGGGACUUGUCAAAUGGAAAGUUGGGUGGUAAUAAAAACUGGAUCGACACGACCCGAGCGGCAAUCGCGGAAAACAUUUUGAACUUAACAAGGUUGAGUAAAGAACACAGAACAAUGGAAUCGUGCAUUAAAAACCCCGUAUUGUGGUUGGCUUUGGCUUCGCACUGUGUGUUGCAUCCAGAGCACGCGGAGAGAUUAUCGUCCGGUCAAUGGUUAAAACCCGAAGACUCAAAGCCUACUCCGCCGAGACCGCUGUGUUCGAACCACGACGAUGGCGAGACCGCGGCAUCGAUACAAUGUCUAACGUGCGGAAAUCUUUGCAUUGACUGCGACAGGAUAUUACACUUGCACAGGAAAACCAAACAUCACCAAAGACAAGUGUGCAAGGAAGAAGAAGAAGCCAUCAGAGUCGAUUUGCACGAAGGUUGCGGACGUACCAAACUGUUUUGGCUUCUUGCACUAGCCGACAAGGCCACGUUGCAAGCAUUGGUCGAGUUUCGCGACAUGACAUCCGGCUCCUCAGACUUAUCGGCACCGGUCGCUCGGUCCAACGUGUUACAGCUCGCAAGAGUCGGAGUCUGCCGGUAUUGUGGCAUGGUCAGCAACGAUGGAUUACUCGCUAUAGGCAACGUCUGUGCCAAUGACGAGUGCCAGUUACACGCCCAAACCGGAUGUCAAAGGAUAUUGAAAUGUGGUCAUCUGUGCGGAGGCAUCAAAGGCGAGACGAAAUGUUUACCAUGCUUGCACGGGUGUGCCUCCGAUGAAAAUCCGUCACUCAAACAAGAUGCCGAUGACAUGUGUAUGAUUUGCUUCACGGACGCCCUGUCCGCCGCACCGUCCAUACAGCUAACCUGUGGACACGUGUUCCACUAUCAGUGUUGCAAGAGGGUGCUGGUCAACAAAUGGACUGGGCCAAGGAUCACUUUCGGAUUUCAACAGUGUCCGAUCUGCAAGACUCCGAUAGAUCACGAAUGCCUCGCCGAAGUUCUGGAUCCGAUUAAAGAGCUGAUGGCCGACGUCAAGCGAAAGGCUCUGAUGCGUUUGGAAUACGAAGGUGAAUGUACAAUAAAAAAUGAUCACGCGGCCGUGUACGCUAUGGAGAAGUAUGCAUACUAUGUAUGCUUCAAGUGUAAAAAGGCCUACUACGGGGGCGAAGCUCGGUGUGAACUGGACGUGGGUGGAACCGAUUACGAUCCCACCGAACUGGUGUGCGGCGGAUGCAGUGACGUAGCCCGAGCUCAGAUGUGUCCUAAACACGGCACCGAUUUGCUCGAGUACAAAUGUCGUUAUUGCUGUUCUGUUGCCGUUUUCUUCUGCUUUGGGACAACGCACUUUUGUAACGCUUGUCACGAUGAUUUUCAGCGCGUCACUAACCUGCUGACCGAUGAACUACCACCGUGCCCCGCAGGACCGAGAGCAACGGCUCUGAACGUAGACGAAUGCCCACUUCACGUCAAACAUCCUCCGACGGGUGAAGAGUUUGCGUUGGGAUGUGGAGUGUGCCGAAACGCUCAUACGUUUUAAACAAGACUAUUACGACUCAUUAACAGAAUAUUAUUAUACUGCUGUAACAUUUGUAUAAUAUUGAAAACGAAAACUCUGCCCGGUCCAUACAUUUUUCUGUCUUUCUAUUCUUUCGCCGUUGUAAUCGGCAAAUACUGCGACCUUUACUUCUCCGAGUCGCCUAUACCUA